AUGUCAUCACAUCCACUGGAUCCAUUGUCAGCAGCGGAAAUUACCCACAUCUCCUCGUCGAUUAAGGAGAAAUCACCAGGCAAAUCCCUACACUUCAAAGUCAUAUCCAUCAACGAACCACCGAAGCACCUUCUGAGAAAAUACCUUAUAGCUGAGAGAAAUGGAGGUUCAACAUCCCACUUACCACGUCUCGCCUCAGCCCUGUACUAUCACCGCGGUACUUCGGAUAUGUUUCUUGUGACGAUCAAUUUAUCAGAGAAUUCUGUUGAGCAGAUCAAACUUUUAGAAUCCCAUUUCCAUGGACAAGCGGAUGUAGAUGAGAUCUUGGAAAUGAGAGACGCUUGCCUGAAGCACCCUCAGGUGAUUGAAGCAAUCAAAAAGUAUCAGCUUCCGGAUCAUUUAAAGGUUGUUUGUGAUACCUGGCCGUACGGAAGGGAUUCUGAAGAUCAUCAUCCACGUUAUGUACAGUGCUACCUCUUCGCUGAAGGAGAACACCCUGGCUCCAACCAUUACGACAUGCCACUACCUUUCUCGCCAGUACUUGAUAUGACGACGAAAGAGCUUGUUGACAUCAUUCGCCUCCCGACAGGACCCGGUUCAGAACUCAAGCAUGAUUCAGUUUAUGUCCCUCACCCAGCUAGAGAAUAUCAUCAUGCGCUCCAAUCGGGACCAGCUCGAACAGAUCUCAAAUCUCUCACAGUCCACCAACCUCAAGGUGUUUCAUUCAGCGUGGAUGGUUAUCUCGUUCGUUGGCAAAAGUGGAGAUUCAGACUAGGCUUUAAUUGGAGAGAGGGAAUGGUCUUGCACGAUGUGACUUAUGACGGCAGGGAACUGUUUCAUCGAUUGAGUUUGAGUGAGAUGUUUGUCCCCUAUGGUGAUCCGAGGAUGCCGUAUUCGAGGAAGAGCGUUUUUGAUGUGGGAGAUAUUGGUGCAGGGGUGGCUGCAAAUAAUUUGGCGCUGGGAUGCGAUUGUCUAGGUUCGAUCAAGUAUUUCUCCUUCGUGGUCUCAAACUCUCAAGGACAACCAGUUGACAAGCCGAAUGCCAUAUGUAUGCAUGAGAUUGAUGAUGGCAUUGGAUGGAAACACACAAACACUCGAACUGGAGCCGUUUCUAUUGUCAGGUCGCGUGUUUUGGUCCUACAAACGAUCAUAACUGUUGGAAACUACGAGUAUAUCUUCAUGUGGCAUUUGGAUCAAGCAGCUGGGUUGCAUUACAAGAUACAAGCUACUGGUAUUCUCUCGACAGCACCAAUUGAUCCCGGCGUCACAGUCCCUUUUGGCACGAAUGUGAAUGAGGGUGUUAUGGCACCUUUCCAUCAACACGUUUUCAGUCUCCGGAUCGAUCCGUGUAUCGACGGCAGCAACAACUCUUUCGUUGAAGAAGAUUCUGUCGCUAUGCCCUGGGAUGAGAGUAAUCCGUAUGGCGUUGGAUAUGUUACAAAAAGCCAACUUCUCUCGAAGUCAGGUUACUCGGACUCUGCUCCUAAUCGUGUUCACAAGAUAGUUAAUCCAUCAAGCAUCAACAAAACUUCCGGCAAACCCGUCGCUUACGCAAUCCACAGCCCCUCGAAACAAAUGCUUCUCGCCCAUCCAAAUUCAUGGCACGGCAAGCGAGCAAAAUAUGCAUUUCACCCGUUUUGGGUGACAGCUCACAAGGACGAUGAACUGUAUGCUGCAGGCGAUUACACUUACCAAUCUCACCCUGACUUCACAAGCGACUUAGCAGCAUGGACAGCCCGGGAAGACAACACAGAAGAUACGGAUAUUGUCGUUUGGCACUCAAUAAGUCUGACGCAUAAUCCUAGAACUGAGGAUUAUCCGGUAAUGCCGUGCGAUACGAUGACCGUCAGUUUGAAGCCGAGCGGAUUCUUUGAACAGAACCCUGCGCUUGAUGUACCGCAGAGUACUCAGAAGGGAAAUCAAAGUGUCUUGAUUGAAGACAAAUCGUUAAAAAAUGUAUUGGGGGGAGCAGAAAGUCGUGGUUCUGGCCGAGACUCGAAAUUAUGA
Glarea lozoyensis ATCC 20868 is the source of this 2007-nucleotide messenger RNA. Its product is annotated as Amine oxidase catalytic. The transcript is spliced from 3 exons. The coding region runs from base 1 to 2007 and encodes 668 amino acids. The record is from RefSeq and is a predicted model, not a curated record. Gene Ontology annotation, biological process: amine metabolic process. Gene Ontology annotation, molecular function: copper ion binding; quinone binding; primary methylamine oxidase activity. NCBI's taxonomy places the organism in Eukaryota, Fungi, Ascomycota, Leotiomycetes, Helotiales, Helotiaceae.